This is a messenger RNA of Meloidogyne enterolobii, 1736 nucleotides long. The record is from the annotation of a GenBank genome assembly. Lineage: Eukaryota; Metazoa; Nematoda; Chromadorea; Rhabditida; Meloidogynidae.
AUGAUUUUCCCUAAUGGCCCAUUUAUUCGUCCACAUCCAAUUAUUUGGAGAAUUGUUUUUGGUUUAAGUGUUCUUUAUGCUUUGUUAUUACAAUUUACUUUAUAUCAAAGUUAUGAUGAUGUUAAAGCUGUUCUUUCUUGGAUUGAUCCUGUUGGGUUAAGUCUUCGAAAUUUAACUGAAAAGGAAUAUGCAGUUAAUUGUACAGAUGUAUCAAUUUCACGAAUUUGGGGUCAUAUGGAUAUUUUUGCUGUUGGCCAUUUUCUUGGAUGGGCAAUGAAAGCUUUAAUGAUUAGGCAUACAAUUAUUUGUUGGUAUAUAAGUAUUUCUUGGGAACUUACUGAGUUAGCUUUUGCCCAUUUACUUCCGAAUUUUCAAGAAUGCUGGUGGGAUGCAAUACUUUUAGAUAUUUUAAUUUGUAAUGGAUUUGGAAUUCUUUUUGGUAAUUGGGUUUGUAGAUUUUUGGAAAUGCGUCAAUAUCAUUGGGAAAGUAUAAAGAAUAUUCGAACAAUUCACGGUAAACUUCGUCGAGCAGUUCUUCAAUUUACCCCAGAAAGUUGGAUUACCGUUAAUUGGUUAAAAGGAAGUGAUUUAUCUUCAAACAAAAAAGAAGCCGAUUUAAAUACAGCAAAAAGUUUAUCACCAGAAAAUGUCAACAACAAAACUUUAAAAACCCCAGAAAAUGUCAAAACUCCAAUUUUAACCCCAACAUCAGCUUCUUCAAUUAGAUCUGUUGCUAUAAUGGCUGCUGAUGCUAGAGGGGAAGUUUCUACUUGGGCAUCUACUUGGGCGGGGUUAAAACGUUGUAUUGCAAUAUAUAUGUUCAUUAUGAUUUGGUUGGCAACAGAAUUAAACGUUUUCUUCCUUAAACACGUCUUUGCUAUCGACACUUCCCAUCCUGUUGUUUUUUGGCAUAUAAUUUUAAUUUGUCUUAUUUGUGCUCCAACAAUUCGUCAAUAUUAUAUUUAUGUGACUGAUCCAAAAGUUAAAAGGAUGGGAAUGCAAUGCUGGCUCUAUGCUGUUAUUUGUGCUUUAGAAGCUUCUAUCUGUAUUAAAUUUGGUCGUGAACAAUUGCCUUCUGUUAAGCUGUGGUUAAUUGGACUUUGGAUUGCUUUUUUGGCUGUUGGCACAAUAUUUUGUGUUUGGGUUUCAAUUUGGUGGACAAAAUAUCAAAUGCUUACUCGAGAAGUAGAAGUUCGUGGUGGGGGUAUUCGUGAUUGUUAUUUGGAUUCUUCUUGUGAAAAUUUGGGUGCAAUACAGGAAGAUGUUCAUAAACGAAGAAAAAAAUUAAAAAUUUGUUCUUCAAAUGAAAAUUUGGUUGUUGAGAAUAAUAAUGGUGGUGAUGAGAAAAACAAAAAGAAUAAAUAAAGGAAAGGUUUGAUAUUUUUUGGUAAAUUAGAAAAUACAGUCUAAUCCUCGUUUCUAAACUCUGCCCAAAGUCAUUUUGCAGAUAGACGGCUAUUACUUCGUAAUAUUAAAUAUGAGGUCCUUGGAUGGUACCAUAAAUUAGCGGUUAGUUAAUAAUGAUUGUUAGUAGGGUUGUCGGUUCCAUGGAAAAACUUCAGAUAUUCGGAACCGAACCUCUCGGUUCUUGGUCCGGUUCCGAACCGACAACCUUAGUUGCUAGGGUUAAAAACUUGUCUUAUAAUUCGGGGUGUCUUGAUCUUGGGCAUCGCACUUCCUCUCCUUCCCCAUUCCCUUUAUGGCUACUUAAAUUUAAAAAUGUUAUCUUAAAUUUA